This is a messenger RNA of Trichosporon asahii var. asahii CBS 2479, 891 nucleotides long. RefSeq lists its product as uncharacterized. The record is from RefSeq and is a predicted model, not a curated record. The transcript is spliced from 5 exons. Bases 1 to 891 code for a protein of 296 amino acids. Lineage: Eukaryota; Fungi; Basidiomycota; Tremellomycetes; Trichosporonales; Trichosporonaceae.
AUGCCUCGCAAGAUCUUCGUCUUCGGCGGCUCCUCGGUUGCUCGUGCUCUGACUGAGCAGCCCGACAAGUGGGAGGUGUACGGCCUCACCCGCAACCCCGACAGCGAUGCUGCCAAGGCCAUCGCUGCCCUCGGCGUCAAGCUCGUCAAGGGUGACCUGGACGACCCCAAGUCGUACGCCGAGGGUCUGAAGGGUUCCUACGGCGCCUUCAUCGUUGCGAACUUCUGGCUCUCGUACACGCCCAACGGAGACGGCAACGCUGCCGCCGAGAUCGAGUACGUGCACACCAUCGGCGCGGUUGACGCCUGCGUCGCGGCCGGCGUCAAGCACGUUAUCUACUCUACGCUCGAGAGCUUCAAGCCCCGCGUCGCCAUCCCUCACUACGACGGCAAGGCCCGCGUCACGGCGUACAUGAGGGAGCACGGGGUGCCGUCGACGCAGCUCUUCACGUCCUACUUCUUCGAGAACCUCCUCUCGACCCCCUGGAAGGAGGAGGGCGGCAGGAAGAUCCUCCAGAUCCCCAUGACCGAUGACACGCCCUUCCCCGGUUUCAGCGCGGCUGAGACGGGUCUGUGGGUGCGCGCCGCGUUUGAGGAUGAGAGCUGGAUCGGCAAGGACAUGGACACGAGUACCGAGGACUUAACGCCUGGCAAGAUUGCCCAGGCGCUGGCCGAGGUCUCGGGGCAGAAGUGGGAGACGCAGCACCUCAGCGACGAGACCUUCCUCGCGCUCGAGCAGCAGAUCGACUAUGAGUGGUGGAUCAACUUCUACGCGCUCUUCAAGGGCGAGAUGAAGCGCGAUACGCCCGCCAGCCGCAAGAUCGCCCCCUCCGCCAUGGACCUGAAGCAGUGGCUGCAGACGCCUGAGGCGAAGGCGUACUUCAAGUACUAA